Physella acuta is the source of this 2805-nucleotide messenger RNA. Its product is annotated as T-cell immunomodulatory protein. The record is from RefSeq and is a predicted model, not a curated record. Lineage: Eukaryota; Metazoa; Mollusca; Gastropoda; Physidae. Gene Ontology annotation, cellular component: plasma membrane.
GACAUAUUUUUGUCAAAAAUAGAAUUACGAUACAACAACUGUUCUUCUGUGUUUACUGACUUCAAGACAGAAUUAGACCAGAUAAUAAGAAUUAAGAUCUCUAAAUUAGAUCUACAAACUAGUAGUCAAACUAGAUUUACUAGAAUGAUUUCUUCAACAAACUCUACUGUUGUUCUUGUUUUACUUAUUAUACUGGUAAUGCAAACUGUUGUUUAUGGAUCACUUUCCGAUGUGACUACUGAAGUUUUUGAUAAACAACCACUUGGUAUCAUUUCUGCUUUUGGGGAUCUUGAUGCAAACAAAGCUACAGACUUUUUUGUUUUAUCUCCAGAUGGCAAGUCAGUUUACGUACUAGAAGCUGAUAUUGACAUUAGACGGGAUGGUACAAAAUUUAAUAACAGACCAUUCAUUAAUGGUAAUAAAAAUGACUUGGUUAUCACAAGUAUUGUUCCUGGGGAUUUUAACAGAGACUCCCAGUUGGAUGUACUAAUUAUGAGGACAUCUGAAGUAGGUGGAACUGCUGUUACAGUAGAAAUCCAUGAUGGAAAGGACACUUCAGGACAGCCAUUUUUAAAAAUCAAUGAAACUUUCAGAGACCAACCAGUCGUCAUAGAUGGUGAUGGAGAUAUGGUGCCUGACUUGUUUGGUGAAACUGUAGAUGGUAAAAGAGCUCUGUGGACAUUUAAGGAUAACAAGACUUACAGUGUUUUCUAUUACCAAGAAAAUAACACAACUUAUUUACCUCCCCUUAAAAUACCACAAGCAAGUGCCUUCCUUGAUUUAAAUGGUGAUCUGUUUGCAGAUCUUUGUGUUGUUUCAGAAGUUAAUAAAGUUGUUUCAUUUGAGUUUUGGCUUAAUGAAAUGGGAAACUUGACUUACACAGAAAGUGUACAGGCUCCUGAUGAUUUGAAAGUUGUUGGUCAAGCCUCAUUUGUUGAUUUAAAUGGGAAUCAUGAAAUCAAUAUAGUGUUGCCUGGAUGUUUGGAUGAACAGUGUACACAGAGUGUUGUCUAUGUGUGGUCACACAACAAGACAUCUAACAAAGCUACUGAAGGCAGCUGGUUCAAGCUAGAUGUGAACUUUAAAGUGGAUAAUGACAGAGUGACUUCUUUUUCCACAACAAAUCCAUUUCCAUGGCUGUCCUUACCAAUAGCUCUGAGGUUUGGAGACUUCAAUCUUGAUGGGUUUCCUGAUGCAGUGGCAGUGAUGUCUGAUUCCAAAAAUCAAAAUAACAAAUCAGCAUUUAUCAUCUACAAUGAAGAAUGUAGGACAUCAUGUGAACAUUUCUCAAGGUCUCUGUCUAUUGACUACAAACACCCACUUGAGAAGUAUAAUCCUGUUGUGGUGGCUUUUUAUGACCUAUUAGAAAAUGGUGUAUUAGAUAUUCUCCUAACAGAAAUUAAAGAUGGGACAUUAGUUAUCAGAGCUAUAGAACAAGACUUCACUGGGGAUGCCAGUUUUCUAAAAGUGUUAGUCGUAAGUGGGCUGUGUCAAGAUAACUGUCCUAAUGGACAUUCACCAUAUGGUGUGAAUCAGGUAGGACCUACUGCAAAAUUUGUCAGUACAACACCAACAGGAGAUGACCAGAUUGGAGUAGCUUCUCAAUUGUGUCAGUCUGCAUACUUUUCACUGCAGCUCCCCUUUAUCUUAUUUGGUCUUGGCCAGACUCCAAAUUUUGUUGAUGACCUACAAAUUGGUAUUCCGUAUCCACCAAACAAGAGUCCAAGAAAACAUUCCUGGUCAACUAUUAUUCCCAAUUCGCAAGUCAUUGUUUUACCUUACCCUGUAGAUAACCCAAACAGCUGGAAACAUGAACUGUAUGUUACACCAAGUCGACUUGUAUUGUUGACUGGAGCCUCCCUGCUAGGAACAUGUGCCUUUAUUGCUGCCAUUGUUGGCUUGCUACAAUGGCGAGAACGGAUUGAAGACAAGAAAGAAAAGCUCCAAGAGGCUCAACGAUUCCAUUUUGAUGCCAUGUAACCUGCAUUUCUUUAAUCCAUUGCUUUUUUAUUUAUUUAUUUUUUACAUUCUUUUCUUACCAUGCUGCCUGUUUUACCUAGCAUUUACACAAUGUAUUAAAAGACUGAAACUUGUGUAUUAUUAUAUUAGACCAGUGUGUUACAUUAGGCCAAUCUGGGAAAUUGGAAUCCUACAUUAACUAACCAGGCAAGCAAGUUUAAGCCGAUCUCAUUAACUGUAUCCUACCAACUGUGCCCCAUGAGUAUACUGCUAAAGCCAUGUUAAAAUAAAUUGAGAAAGGUUAAUCAAGAAAAUGUACACAGUUUAAUUAUGAUUGAUAGCGAUAAUCUGAGAGAAAAUAGUAUUGUAGUAUUUAAUAGUUAUAAAAUAGGGUUUAUAUAAUUAAGAAAAGCCAUUUUUAGCAGAUAAAAAUGUAAGUGAGAAUAUUAGGAUUGGUUUGAUGUAUAAAAUAAAGUAUUAUUUUUACAUCGCUAAUAUUUUUUUUAGAUCUGACUUUGUCAUAUUGUUAUUUAUUGUUUGUGGGUAGUGUCACUCUUCUGUCACUCAGUGAACAUCAGUUUGGACAUAUGUAAAAGCCUGUCUUCCGUAAUAUUAAUGUUUCAGUUUUAAUGUGUUUGUUCACUGUAAAAUAUCUCUUUUAGUAUUUGGGUAAUGUCUGUUUUUAAGAACUACAUAUGAGAUCAUAAUUUUAUGAUGUCACAACAAUUUCUUUGUGUACUAUAAUUAAAUUAUUUAAAAGAUUUUUUACUAAGUUUUGCCUGUUUAUGUUAAUAAAUUUGAUUUUUAAUCAUUCCUUUGGUGCAAUAAACUAACAUGUGAUUAUUC